AUGAUGGAGGACCCGACCGCUCGCGCCCCGACUGGCGCCAUGAGGGCCCUCUCCGCUGAGCUCGUUAGCCUCGCCACCUCCUGUGGCCUGCCGGAGCACCUCCUCGGCUACCUGAAGGAUCGGCAGAUCUUGUCCGCCGGAUUGCUGGCGGCCAUGGCCGACACCUAUAAAGAGGUGGAUGAGAUGCUCUACGCCCCUCUCAGGGACGGAGUGACCGUGGAUGGUCACGAAUGGCAGAUCCCCCAAGACGAAGGACACGUCGUCCGAGCGGCACUGCGAUUCCUUUGGCAGCGGCGCCGAGCACAGGCGCAAGCAGACAGCCGCCCGGGGAGCUCCACGGGUGCACUGGCGGGCGCACUACCACCGCCACCUGGCCUGGCGGCCUCCGAGCCGGCCCCACCAAAGGCGGCGCCCGCCGUGCCGCGCGAAAUUCCCCCGGCCGAACUCCAGAAGCUCUUGAAGUUCUACAGCGACACCCAAAUAGCGGGCCGCAACCGUGACUUUCCGAUGAAAGCACUGGUCGGCGCCGAAAAGGUGAUGGCCCGCAUCUGGCACGAAAAGUGGAUCACAUCCCAAUUCACUCCGACACAGCUCCACGAACUGCUCGAAGCUAGGUGCUUUGAUUCCUCCGGCUCGUUGAACACGCUCAACAAAGAGAUGAAACAAAAGCAGCAGAGCCGGCUGACGGUUGAUGAAGAGCAGAACACGAUCGUGAUCGAGGAGGAGCAGCAAUGGAGCCCUAAGGGGUUGCUGAGCUUGAUGGAUGCCUUGGAGGCCAUUGAGCUCUGUUGGAUCCUAUGCCAGGUGGGGCAUGAACUUGAUGUGAAGGAAUACAUCAGCUGGUGGAGACAACUCUUCAGAUCGAGGCCGGGCAAAAUAGAGCAGAUCAAAGCCUAUUGGACCGAUGCCGGCUGGAAGGUCGCGCUCUCCAUGCGCCAGGGAUACCCCUUCGACCAGGCCACACAGCAGAUCAUUGACGACACGGCCGCACUCCAGGCCGCCUUGAUGAAGGAGCUGGGAACGACCAAGCCUCCACCCAAGAAGCCGCAGAGCCGGCCACAGCACCAGAAGGGAAAGGGCUACGGCAAGUCUGACCGGGCGGAGACCUCCACGCCGCAACCCGUGCACAAGUCAUGGCUCAUCCUCAGUGUCUUCGACGGCUGUGGCACAGCACAUGCAGCGGCUGACAUCGUGUUGGGACAACAACACAUCUGGCACCGGAUCUCAUGGGAGAUCGAUGAAGCCUGCACGGCAAUCUCGUCGACCCACUGGCCAGACAUCGAGCACAGAGGCGACAUCUUCGCCGACUCCCAGGAGGCCCUUCGUGACAAGAUCAAUGACAUCGAUCCCAACUGUGAGUGCGCAAUCCUUUUGGCUGCAGCCCCACCAUGCCCGGACUUCAGCCGGAUCCGACCAGACGCAGCAGGCAAGGACGGCCCCGAGGGCCAGAAGUUCGACGGCGUGCUAAGGUGGUUUGCCGACUCGAACUUCAUCUUUGGCAAGAGGAAGCUCCUGCGGAUGAUAGAGAACGUGAUCAUGGGCCGCAAGGCCGAUUUGCGUCACUUUGACUCGGAGACAGGUGUCCCCGGGGUCAUCUUUGACGCCCAGGACUGGGGACUCGUGAAGAGACCUCGGGUCUUUUGGACCGAUGCCGGAUGGUCACAGUUCAAAGAUGAGGUCCUGGGAUGGAAGAUCAGCUGGACCAAGGAGUACGACACCGACCGCCUGUCGUUCGAGUUCGCACCAGACCAGGCAGCAUCGAUCCUCCCACCCCAGUGGAAACCACCGAAGUGCCUGGCAGAGGGCAAGACGCUCCCCACACUGACGACACCAGCACCAGGCCCCGAGGGGCGUCCAGCACCCAGAUCAGUGAAAGGGAAGCUAGACUCCGCCACCUUCCAUCGCUGGGAACUGGCAGGGCGGCAAUUCGCCCCGUGGCACUUCAAGAGCGAGAACCUAUGGGAGAACGAGCGAGGAGAACUCGUGACCCCAAGCAUCCUCGUGAAGGAGCGGAUGCACCACCUGGCAGACGACUUCACGGCACCUGCCAAGGAGGAAAGAGCACGCCACAAGGUGGUGGCGAACGGCUGGCAUUUGGGCACGGCCGUCAUCGCGACUGUCCAAGUCGGGGUCGACCUACAGCCAUUGGGCCACAGCGCCAUGGACAUCAUGGCAUCGAUUUGGCGGUCCGGACCAUUGGCAACGGGACAGCCACCGGAUCAACCAAGAGAUCACUGGAUGACCCAGUGCAUGUGCGUCCAAGAGCAUUGGCAGCACAGUCAUACAAGACGCCACCCAGCAGCAGUGGCCGACCCGCUCGAACCGGGCCUCCGACAGACCAUCCAGCUAUGGUUGCACUGGCACCCGUGCUUGCCAGAGCUCCGGGAGAAGUUGAUGACAGAGAUCUCGGCACAGGCCGCCGACCUGGAGGACGACCUGCAAGAAUGGCGCCAGGCCCGGGCCGAAAACAUUCGAAUCGUGCUCGACCCCAACGGUCCAAACAGAAUCCACUUUCCGCUGUUGUCGAACCUCCUGAAACGCCUCGGGUGGGAAGACCCGAAACUCCUGGACGAAAUCCAGUCUGGAUUCCCCGCCCUGGGCAAGAUGAACCCGGGUCUGGGAUGGAACAAAAGAGAGGACAUGAAAUACGCACAGCCGAUGCGUUUCGAUUCGUUCAUGAAACUGAACGAGGAACACGUGUUGUCACGACUUCACCAAAUGAAACCUGACAAGCACUGGAAAGAACUCCUGAACGAGAUCUCAGCAGACAUUGGCAAGGACCGGAUGGUCGGACCCCUCACCGCUCCACCAUCGUGGGGCAUCCGAACAAUCCCAUCGGUGCACCACCCAAACACACAACACCUGCUUCAGGGACCCACAUGUCACGUCCCGACUAGCUUCGCAUUCUCGGUCGAGCAGACCGGGGCAGACGGCCUCAUGAAGGUGAGGCGUUGUGAAGACUGGAAACGAAGCAGGCGCAACGACACAGUCGAGGGAGAGGACAUCCCGCCGACACACCGGGUCAACACCUUCAUAGCGGUGGCCAAUGAGUUCAAAAGUCACGGAUUCACCACACACCUGUGGGGAGCAGACCAUGAAUCCGCAUACAGGCAACUAUCAGUUGCCGAACCCAACCACACACACGUACUAGUCCGCAUACCGGGGGGGUGGACCUUGUGGAAGCACCGAUGCCUCUUGUUCGGCAGCGCCGCAUCAGUGUGGUCGUACACACGCACGGCAGACAUGAUCUGUUGGCUUUGUAGAGCACUGACACUGUCACCCAUGGUCCACUAUGUGGACGACUAUGCAGCCAUCGAACCCGAAUGUUCGAUUCAUUCAGGAUUCACGUGCGUGCAGCACCUGAUGAAGACAGUUGGCUUCAAGUUCAAGCCAAGCAAAAACCAGCCACCCGCACAAACACAACUCAUACAGGGUGUCGUCAUGACCACCGAUUCCGUAGCAUUCACAGUACGCACGGAGGAGGAACGAAUGACCAGGAUCAUGGACCAAUUGCAAGAACACCUCCGGAGGGGGACCAUGUCAUCAGACGAAGCCAAACGCCUGGCAGGCAAGUUGCAGUUCAUUUCUGAGGCAAUGUUAUCCCAAACCAUCAGAUGUUGUCUACAACCCCUCUAUGCACGAGCAGCUGCACCAAUACAACAUGCGCAGACAUCACUAGGAGACGGAAUCAGAGACUCCCUGGUCACCCUACUACACGUACUUCCCAUCGCAAAACCGAGGGUUUUCAAGUUCGAGAGCCAACCAUGCACCAUCGUUUACGCCGACGCCUUCUUCCAGGCUGGCGAUGAGAGACUGUCGGUUCGCUCGGCACUGGCUCACGGGGGAUGGAAUGCAGAAGCGGCCAACCUCAUGGUCAACGGUUGGGGAUUCGUUCUCCGGGAACCGUGUGGCCGUUGCCACUACGCACACGGCAGCAUCCCUGGGAACUUGCUGGGCCGCUUCACAACUCGGAGGGCGUUCAUCUACGCUCUCGAGAUCCUCGCACAGAUCGUGUGCCUUGUCUCAUGCAUGGACAUGAUGGGCCCGCUGAGCCUAUGCUUCAUAGACAACGAACCUGGCAAAUUCGCUCUGCAGAAGGGCUUCGGCCGGGACGUGAAGGUCAACCGCCUGCUGGGCCUCAUCUGGCGGUUCGUGGACGGCUGCAACCACCACCCGCAAUGGGAGAGAGUAACAUCAGAGGCGAACAUCUCAGAUGCAGUGAGCCGCGGCGAUUUUUCGAUGGCACAUCGACUCCAAUGGAGUUUGGUGCAAUAUGACUGGCACAGUUUGUACCAGCAACUUCUUCGGGCCACCACGUCUAUGGACGAGGCCAUGAAGAUCGGAGCUGCGCUUGCCACCAAGGUCGGCCGGGAUCCACGGGGGGCGGCGGCCGGCAUGGCAGAAAACGCCUGUCGAGCUGCCGUGGCACCCGCGACCAAAAGGCAGCGCAUGGGCUCGUAG
Molecule: messenger RNA, 4461 nt
Organism: Durusdinium trenchii
Lineage: Eukaryota; Dinophyceae; Suessiales; Symbiodiniaceae
Source: the annotation of a GenBank genome assembly